Messenger RNA from Paramuricea clavata, 1062 nucleotides. The record is from the annotation of a GenBank genome assembly. NCBI's taxonomy places the organism in Eukaryota, Metazoa, Cnidaria, Anthozoa, Malacalcyonacea, Plexauridae.
GCAGUAAAAAUUAACAGCCUCAUUUCCCAUGUCGAACGCACGACCAAUGCUUUAACACGUCACAUUACUAAAUUGACGGAGUACACUAUUAAGGAAUUGCUAGCGGCCGCCAAAAUGAACAUUCAGUUACUGACACAAACGUACAGAGCAGAACUCACGGACUUCCUCACAGCAUUAACAGCAUUGAUGGAAUCAAAAACUAGUCCCUUUCUCCUAGACCCAAAAAAUUUAAAACAAGCCUAUAGCCAAUUAUGCCAAAGUGCACUUCUGCAAGGCAUGCGACCGUUGAUAAAUGAUCCAGGAAUUGUUUAUAAAUCACAAACGGACACUUUGAUCCGCAAUAACACCAUUUCAGUGUUCAUUCACAUACCUCUAUACACAGGCACACUAAUGGAUCUAUUUCACUAUAUCCCGACGCCCAUAUUUCUCCAAUCACCAUUAGCUAUCCAGAUCAUGCCGGACCAUCAGUACCUCGCGCUGGAUAGUGCAAAGGCACUAGCAAAAGAGUUUACACAAAUGGAACUAGACCAAUGCACUAAAUUAGGAGAAAUAUUUCAUUGCUCAAAGAAAAACAUACUAAGGAGAGAUUUAAAACAAAUAUGCUUGUACAACCUAUAUCAACAGCAGAUAAGCAGCAUUAAAAAGAACUGCCCCAUAAAAGUUAAACAAAUACCAUUCAUGGCAAGACAGUUAAAAGAAAACAUUUUUCAACUCUCGGCAUCAAAUAAAACCCAAAUAACAACAACGUGCCGAGAUCAGCCACCAAAUAUAACAAUCAUACAAGGAAACUCCAUCUUAAAAUUAACUGAAAAAUGCCCCACAGCAACGACUGAAGCGUACGUUUUCCACUACAAUCCUUAUAUCGUAGUCAACGCAAAAUUAAUUUCACUGCCGAUAUUAAUCAAUACAACCGCUUGGCUGCAACCACUACAAUUAGAUAUUACCGAUGUAACACAAAUGUUCAAUGAAAUCAAAACAACACACGACGCGCUGGAUUAUACGUCCUUUGUAAGAGAAACGAAACGCUAUCAGUCUAAAGAUUAUGAAAACAUUGGGCAUUCU